AUGUCUUCUGUUAUUCUUCCUCCCGAUCCAUGCCUCCUUUCCAUCAUCCUCAUCACUUGUUCCCGAGCCGGCCCUAGAUUUGUCUACCAUUACCCCCCAGCUUUCCCACUAGACUCCCCUUCCUCACGGCGCAGCUCUGGUGCUAGGGCGAAUGUUGGAGGUGCCGACUCCAAUCUCUCAACUGACGGCGAAGAGGCCUCCAGUUCAGAAGAUGACGAGCUGGAAGAUCAAACUGGAGGACUUGGUGCUACACGACCUACUGAUAGAACUAUACGCCGCCCGUCGUCAGGUAGUCAGACUACCAGGUCGUCGACACAACACCAGGAAGGACCUCUAGGAAGCCCAGCUGUGGAAGGAGAUGGGGGUCUCCGUACCAACAGACGACCUGAAAGCCCAGGCGAGCGGCAAAUUCCGCCAUGGGACGUCUUUUUAGACAUCAAAACAGAUGUGUGGGAAAAAUUACUAUGUCCAGCGUCCUCCUGGCAUAAAAGGCGUUUUGAGGUCGGAGUAAAUGACCUCUCCUUUGUGGGAUGGCCGGUGUUUGUGAAAGAUGAUGGGAGCUGGAGAAAGAAGAAGAAAAAGAAGAAAAUGCCUCCUGAACAUGCCGGCAUGGGUAUUUCUGGAUUACGGUCUAUGUCACAGGCUGACCGUACAGGAAGUGCAAAGAAGGUCGACGGGUUUGCCUACUUCCAAAGCUCGCGUGAUGUGCCUGAUGGACCUAGUCGUUCGUCGACCGAGAGCACGACUGGAGAUGAGCACUCGUCUCUCAGUGAGAAUGGCGAUUCUAUGACUAUGUUCAACGUUGUCUUUGUGAUGAAUCCGCCAACCCUGGAGCAUAAUCAGCGGAUCAAAGAGAACUACGAUAAUGUCAUUAAGAAAUUUGGCAAGGGGCUCAAGUUUGAGCAAGCAACAGCGAAUUAUGUCUGGAAGGAGGCUCAGACUAUCACCCAUAUUAAAGAUAGAGCUCGAGAAAAUAGAUCGUCAAUGUCGGAGCUAUACGAUCAGCUAUUGUCCAAAUCUUCUCUAGCACAAGCAAUUGCGACAAUCUAUGAUAACAUAUCGACCUCAAAGAUAGCGUCUAUCACUCUUACACCAAGGACCACAAUGAGUCUCCAGAUACCGCCGCUUACGUCGACCCCAUACCUACCAGGUCCUACAGAGCCUUCUUAUCCAGGACUCUGGCUCACUACGGCAGACAGCCUUUCAGCCGCAGACGAGGUCGCAGAUGACGCAAAUGCCGGUCAAAGUAAGGUGCUGGCCAAACAUUUCGCAUUGCUUUUGCUCAGUGAUGAGACAACUAUACUGAAGGACAUUGAGAAUUCAAUGGGGACUUUGGGGCCUCCGCUGGCGCAUUAUAUCCGCUCGUCAAAGCCAACCAAGUCGUUUGCACAGAUUGCUACCACUUCCUCUAUUCCGCUGAGCGAUAUCCAAGUCCUGGCGACUCACCUUAUUUACUGGCGGCGAGCUCGAGCUGUGCCGCCACUCAACAAACAAGACACCUAUAUUGUUUCUCCAAAUUGUGAUCUGAGUAAAUUAGCAGUCGCGACAACGGUAUAUGAAGCGGCAUUUCCCACCCUUCCGAGCCUCGCAAAGAUGUUAACGAUGCUAAGCGGGGUACCACGACCCUAUUCCAGCUUCAUCCCUAGCAGAGACCAUAAAGGAAUUUACUAUGAUAUCCUUGCGUGGUUAAUGCGGGGAGGUUGGGUAACACAGCUUCGCACAUUUGGAUGGAUAAAGGUGGACCCGGAGAUAAAGAAAGAAGCCGAUGAGGCGAUAAAACGAGAAGAAGAUCUCGUUUCGUCUACUGCAACCAUUGUCAGGGCAAAAAGGCCUCAACUUAGCAACGAUACAUCCUCGUCGUCCUCGUCUUUGGACAGCGACAACAGUAGCGGGACGCCUGUUCCAGGACGUCAUGCAUACUUCCACGAAGGGUAUCUGAAUAGACGCAGCUCGCCGCGGACUUCAUCUCUAAUUCUCCGGCCGCAACGCGCGUCCCCAAUAGAGGGACGGUGGCUUGAUGAGAUUAUCUCGCGGUUCCCCGACGACUGCAUCUCAGAAAUCCAGAAUGAUGGAGAAAACUCCGAAAGCGAAGCGCCUAUUCACAAAUAUUGGAGCACUCUCACGAAGUACUUCAACGGUACGGAUGCACUGGAGAAGAUAGCCGUGCGGGAAGGACUUAGUCGCAAACUAGCGUCGAGGCUCCUGACGCGGAUCGACAUCAACGAGAGCCCAGAAGACGGCGACGUGAAUUCACAAGAGAAGGUCUUGCUGACCGUCCGACAUUGGUAA
Molecule: messenger RNA, 2289 nt
Organism: Ophidiomyces ophidiicola
Lineage: Eukaryota; Fungi; Ascomycota; Eurotiomycetes; Onygenales; Onygenaceae
Gene: npr3
Product: Nitrogen permease regulator 3
Exons: 2
Coding region: 1-2289 (762 amino acids)
Biological process (GO): negative regulation of TORC1 signaling; positive regulation of autophagy; cellular response to amino acid starvation
Cellular component (GO): GATOR1 complex
Source: RefSeq, a predicted model, not a curated record